UCCUGGGAAACCACUGAGCCAGGCUGGGAGCUGCAUUUGUGUAGGAAGCAGGCUUUGGCUUUGGACCUUCCAGAUCCUGGUGAUGCUGGAAACAGUUCCUCAGAGUGGAGAGGUUUACACUUGCCAAGUGGAACACCCAAGCCUGACGGACCCUGUCAUGGUGGAAUGGAAGGCUCAGUCUGAAUCUGCACGGGGCAAGAUGCUGAGUGGGAUUGGGGGCUCCGUGCUGGGGCUGCUCUUCCUUGGGGUAGGGCUGUUCAUCCACAAAAGGAAUCAGAAAGGACACUCUGGACUUCAACCAACAGGACUCCUGAGCUGAAGGACACUCAAGGAAGAAGGGUCUGCAUCAGCUCUGAGAAUGAAGAGGUUUCCUGCUUUGUUCUUGUUCUUCCA
Molecule: messenger RNA, 393 nt
Organism: Tupaia belangeri chinensis (Chinese tree shrew)
Lineage: Eukaryota; Metazoa; Chordata; Mammalia; Scandentia; Tupaiidae
Product: H-2 class II histocompatibility antigen, E-S beta chain
Exons: 4
Source: RefSeq, a predicted model, not a curated record